Molecule: messenger RNA, 1311 nt
Organism: Glarea lozoyensis ATCC 20868
Lineage: Eukaryota; Fungi; Ascomycota; Leotiomycetes; Helotiales; Helotiaceae
Product: NAD(P)-binding Rossmann-fold containing protein
Exons: 2
Coding region: 1-1311 (436 amino acids)
Biological process (GO): beta-D-galactose catabolic process via UDP-galactose, Leloir pathway
Cellular component (GO): cytosol
Molecular function (GO): UDP-glucose 4-epimerase activity
Source: RefSeq, a predicted model, not a curated record
AUGCCUUGCAGUACAUCCACCUCUGGUGCGUCCACUCCAGGACGAUCCUCGGAAUCAGAGUACGAUGAUAGCUGGACGCCCUUCACAGAACGAUCAGUUCUCUUUGACGAUCAUGAUAUCGAGGUUGCGAUUCAGCAAUCAACCGAGUCCCAGCAUAUUCUCGUUGUGGGUGGGUGUGGAUUCAUCGGAUCUCACACAGUGUGGGAGCUUGCCAAAGCGGGAUACAAUGUUGUAAUCAUCGACAACCUCAGCAAUGCGUUCGGCUCCGUCUUCGAAAGGUUGCAGGAAAUGAUCGACAAUCAUUACGAUACUGUCAAAUUGGGAUCUCGUCGACCUUCGCUUAAACUUUUCGAAUGCGAUUAUCGAGACUCUCAGAGGAUGUCAUCGGUUCUUGAGAGCUACGAAUUACUCGCAGAACACCCACAUGGUUCGAGAUACCAACGUCAAUCGCGUAUCUCUGGUGUCAUACACUUCGCUGCGUUCAAAGCCGUCGGAGAGAGCAUCAAGCAGCCGCUGAAAUACUACGCUAAUAACGUAGGGGGCCUGAUUGACUUUUGUAGUCUUUUGGGAGACUUUGGAGUCAAGAACUUUGUCUUCAGCUCCUCCGCCACUGUGUAUGGUACCGUUGCAGACAUGGGGGUCCCACUCCGCGAAGAGUACUGCAGUCAACAAACAACAGUAUUCGUUGACGAAGACGGACAAAAGAAAGUGGUGGAAUCUGGAUGUGCUGGACUGACAAAUCCCUAUGGUCGAACAAAGUGGAUGUGCGAAGCAAUAUUAAGUGAUCUUGCACAUGCCGAUCCAGAAUGGACCAUAACCGCACUUCGAUAUUUCAAUCCAAUAGGCUGCGACGAAUCUGGUCUGCUUGGAGAGGAUCCUCGGGCAACUGCCACGAAUCUCAUGCCAGUGGUACUGAGGGUAAUGUCAGGAGAUAUCCCAACGUUAAGCAUAUAUGGCGACGAUUAUGAUACCCCCGAUGGAACCGCUGUUCGGGACUAUAUCCACGUCACAGAUCUUGCAUUGGGACAUUUGGCGGCUCUUAAAUCUCGUUCUGAUCGAGGAUUCCGGGUGUACAAUCUGGGUAGCGGGCAAGGCUACUCCGUCCUAGAGGUCGUAGCGGCAAUGGAGCGAGUUUCACAGCAGAAAAUUCCCACCAAACUCGUCGGUAGACGAGAUGGGGAUGUUGGCAUGUGUGUUGCGAAGGCUGGUCGUGCGCGAGAGGAAUUAGGAUGGCGAACAGAAAAAGACCUUGAGGCUUGCUGUCGAGAUAUUUGGCGAUUUCUUGAGCGAGUUGCAACAGAAUCAAAGUAG